AGUUCCCGCGCGCGUGAGCGCGUCUCGCGCUGUCGUAACAAACAACACGCACUUAGCGAGAUAGCACUGCUAGCUCGAGCUUCCCAGAAAAGAGGAAAUUAGUUAGGUGGAGUAGAAAAAAAGAGCUGUCAUUUUUUUGAUCAUGUAACGGAUUAUCACUUUUCUUACUAUGAAUGUAAUCCAGUAGCUGCAGUAUAUCCAGACUGCCGGAUUCUCUGAACAGUGCAGAACUCAGCAUGGACAUGACAGCUCCCAUGUUCCCCGGGCAGAAGAUGUCGCCAACCAAAGCCAUGACGAUGAAGGACUAUGAGAAUCAAAUUACAGCUUUGAAAAAAGAGAACUUCAACCUCAAGUUGAGGAUCUACUUCCUGGAGGAACGCGUGCAGCAAAAAUGUGAUGAUUCUACUGAGGAAAUUUACAAAACGAACAUUGAGUUAAAGGUGGAGGUGGAAUCUAUGAAAAGGGACCUUGCAGAGAAACAGGAGCUGCUUGUGUCCGCGUCGAAAGCACUAGAGAGUUUAGCCAACAGAGAUUCUGGGGAAGGCCUGAGGGUGCGUGCUCAGAGAGAGAUGGAUGCACUCCGCGAAGCUUUCAGUGCCAGGAUCAGAGACCUGGAGGAGUCUCUGCGUUGUGCAGAAGAAGAAGCAGAGAAGAUGGCUUCCAUUGCUGAGCAACAGAAGCUUAAAAGUUUAGGUCUGGAAAAAGAACUGGAGGCUUUUACUCAAUCCAGACCACUGCAUGAUGCUGGCUCCGCCCCUGGGCAGGACCACAAACUCCAGCAGACUCUGCAGGAAAAAGAUCGUGUAAUUGAGCGCCUCCAGGAAUCCAUCAAGAACCAGGACACUCUGAUUGGAGAGCUUCGGAAGAAUGACCAGGACAAGCCAGUCGCAGAGCAGAUGAUCCAGCUCAACACUCUGAUUGGCCAAAAGAAUGCAGAAGUACAGGCUCUAAAAGAAGAGUUAGAUCGUGAGCGAGAAAAAGCAGACGAGGAAAUCAAGGUGUGUGCAGUGAAGCAGGAUGAGCUGAACCUGCUACAGCAGAAGACCAGACAGCUGAGUGAAGAGCUUAACUCCACCAAGAGCAGCAGUCAAACAUUAAAACACAAGCUGGAGGAGAUUGACAGAGAGAACAAGACCCUUUCUGGACAGCUUGAAGAGAGGGAGAAUGAGUUGGCUGCAGAAAAGAAAAACGCUCUAAAACGGGACAAGACCAUUCAGGGCCUUAGCAUCCUUCUUAAAGAGAAGGAACGACAGGUGGAUGAACUGUACAGAAAUCUAGAGGAGAAAGAUCAGGCCUUAACCAAGGCCAGGGAGGCCCUUCACAAAGCCCAGCUACAGAAAUACCAGGGUGGGGAGGAACAACAGGCCAUGAUGCAGUCCCAGCAUGCUGAGCUGUCUCGUCUACAGGCGGAGUGCCAUUCGUCCCUGCUGGAGCUUCAGAGGUUGCAGCGUGCACUCAGCAGCAAAGACGCACAACUGGAGCUGCUGCAACAAGACAAACUUCAGCUGGAGAAUGAGCUGGAGUUGCUGCAGCAGUACAAAAGAAAAGGGGACAAGACCAUUAAUGACCUGCAGAACCAGCUGAAAAAGCUGAGUGGAGAGCUGGCAGAACGCGAGAACCUUCUAGAAAAUCAACGGCAAUCUCAGCAGGAGCUAACCCAAACGACAGAACAUAAACUGCAGAGCACGAUACAACACCUGACCACUAACCUCACAAAGAAAGAGCAACAGUUACAGGACUACAUGCGAAUGGUGCAGGACCUGGAGCAGGAUCGAGCUUCAGCUGGAAGUGAUGUAAUGCUGGCCAAGCUCAGAGAGAAGCUGAGGGAAAAAGAGAAGGCCCUGGAGAAAGCACUUGAAGAUAAGUUUGUGGCCGUGGAAGAAAAGGAGAAUGAAAUCCAUCUGCUUCAGCUGAGCAUGAGAGAGAAGGAAAGAGAUUCUGAGCGCCUGAAGAACCUGCUUGCACACAAUCAGGAGACUGUAAAUAGCUUUGAUGAAUUAUUGAAGGAGAAAGACAUGGAGUUGCAGCAGCUGCUGAACUCAUUGAAAAACUUGCAGCGCUCCAAGCAGGAGAGUGAAGAGAACCUGCAAAGAGCUCUGAGAGAGAAAGAUUCCAUCAUCCAGCAGCUCCAACAUGCACUGCAGCUUAAAACUAAAGACAUGGAGGACAUGGCUAGUACAGUUCUUAGUCAUUCAGAGUCUCAAGGACGCGAUGUGGCAGAGCAGAUGGGUCAGAGGUUAAAGGUUACAGAGGCCAUGUUGGCCGAGGCAGUGAAGCACAGAGAGAGGCUAGUGUGUGAAAACCAGACCGCUGUGGAAAACCUACUUGCCACCAUCAGUAGCAAAGACCAGCUGCUGAAGGAGAGUGCUGAACGACAUGCACGGGCUCUUGCUGAGCGAUCGGGAGAGUUGCAGGAUCUGCGCAGACAGCUCGCAGAAACUCAGCUGCAACUCAGCAAUGCUCAGAACCUUAGCGCUGCACUAAAUGAGAAGGACCUCCUCAUCAAUAAGCUGUUGGAUCAUGCUCAGGACAGAGAUCCCUCUCUAACUGAGAUAAAGGUGGUAGAUGCUCCUCAGGUGGUUGAGCUCAGACAUACCAUUAGUGUGCUACAGCAGAGAUUGGAAGAGAAAGAGGCUGAGCUGUCUCAGCAGUACAGUGAGGACAACUUGGAGACAUCUCUUACAGUCAGUAAGAAACCUGCUGUAAUACUGAAGAAAGAGCUUGCCCAGAAAACAGAUGCUCUCAACAGUGCUCUGAAGAGAGAAAACAAGCUUAAGAUGUCACUUGCUGAGAUUCAGUCCACUGUGUCAGAGCUGGAGGGCCAACUAGAGGGCCAAACGGCCAAUCUUCAGUCUCUUAAAUCCACUAUCAGUACUAAAGACGAAAUUAUUACGGAGCUACAGCAGCGCUUGGCCCAGAUGGGGUUAAGGCAGUCAGCUACAGCCGUCGAUCAGCAGUCCCCCCUCUAUGGGGAGGAGCUCAACUUCCGCUCUCUUCCCCAGAGAGAAAGUACCAUCAUUGGAGGAGAUAGACAGCAGCAGCAGGACGUGUCGCUGGGUGACCUGUGCUCAGAGCAGGCAGAGCUCAACCACAUCCUCAGGGAAGAGCACCAGAUCUACACCAAACUUGUUCAAACGGUCAAAGAGCAAGACAGUGCUCAGCGGCUACAUGCAUUACAGUUGGAACUUGCUGCUGUGGCACUUCUCAGGCAGCAGCUGGAAGAUGGCGUCGGUAACAACAACGAGCUCCGAGAGCAGCUGCGGCAAGAAAUCCAGAGAGUUAAUCAGAGAGAAGGUGCAGACCCUGCAGAGCUUGAGAACAUGCGAGAUGCUCUGGAAGAAGCUCAGCGUUGGAACGCUUCUCUACAAGCCAGACUUGGCCAGAUCCAGAGCAGAGGAGGAGGAGUAGGGCAGGCCAACGACAAGGAUGACUCACUGAGUCUGAUUGGGGAACAGACAUCCUAUAUGAGUAUAUGUAUAGGGGAGGGGCAAGAAGAAGACCUACAGCAUCUAUCUGUGGAACAACUCAGACUAAAGGUCUCAGAGCUACAGGCAGUAAAUGCAGAGCUGCAGAAACGGUUGGCGCUGGCAGAGAGUGAUGAUACGGGUGAUGCUAGGAGAGAGUCACAGGGCCAUCAUGACCUAAAUGGAUUUUCACCCCCCAGCAAGCAGCAGCAGGAACUGACCAGACCACUAGCUGUUAAUGCUAAUGAGGGACCAACCUCCCCCGGUGUAAAGGAGACAGCUGAUGAAAGUUUUAAAGCUCAAAGAAGAAUGGCAAGUUCUCCCUUGCCGAAGAAAGAUAAUGGAAACUCCUCAUUUGCUCAGAUACCCAAGGGUGAGACUGAGCAAGCAGAACUUGCAUCUUUACUUGAAGACUGUGGAGCAGAAUCUGUUCCCCAACUCCGGAAGCAGAUAAAUAAACUACGAUCAGAAAUGUCAAAGCUUGGUGUGCUCUUAAAGGAAGAAAACCCAGGUGAGUUCAGAGAGAGCACAGAAAGUUCUGGAGAUAAUGACAAGCACGAUAACCUGCACCAGACUGUGAAAGUCCUCCGCUCAGAGGCCCGAAGACACCGCAAAGUUGUACGCCUGUUAAAGGCGCAACUACAGCACAAUACAAAAGCAAAUACAGACAGUGAGCCAGGGGUUGACACAAAACUGCUCGACAGCAUGGCUGAAAAGAUGGAGCGUCUGCGGGAGGAGUAUGAGAUCACUCAGAGGCAUGCUGCCAGUCUAGAGGACAGGAUAAAGGAGAUGCAGAACGGAGAAAGAAACGAGGGUAGGGAACGAGAAGAGGAGAAAGAAAGGAAAAAGAAAGGCAGACCGGACCAAAGCAGAAAGUCGAACAAAAACCUGAAGCAUGCAGCGUACACCAAAUCACGGCUACCAGUAGCAGUAAGACCCACAAAGCAAAGGGACAGGAAUGAGCGUGAGACAGAGGAAAGUACUGAGCACUUUAGCACAACAGAUUCAGAGCAGCCCAGUGUAAGGAGCAGAGCCCUCAGUGAUGCAGUCCUUCAAAGUUCUCCAGGCAGCAGCUUAGAUGCUCUUUCGGAUUCGGAUUCCAGACGAAACACACAACCUGAACAGGCUGAACAAAACUGUAACGCCAGGCAACAUUCGAAAACAGUGUCUGACUUUCCACAAUCAGAACUCCUGUCUCAGUUGGAGUUACUGAACCAGGAGUGUCAGGAGAAGGAAAGUCUCAUCUCCCAGCUGCAAUUUCAGAUGCGGAAUUGGGAAGGUCUCCAAGCUGAGCUUCAGGAGAAGGAACGGAUCAAUGGACAGUACCUGGAAGCCUUGCAUGCAGCAGAGUCCACAAUUGCUUACCUUACAGCUUGUAACCUGGAUUCUGAAAGCGGGCUGGGGCAGACUGGGUUGGGAUCUGAUCCAUCACUGCAGCAGCAAUGCACUGAGCUUGAAAAAGAUGUGCAGGAGAAAGAUCAAAUCAACGCUCAGCUGCUAGAAUGCUUAAACAUGGUCGAGGCUGCAAUUGCAUCACUGAUCUCAGCUGAUAUGCCUGUAAGCCACUUCUCUGGUCAGAAUGACCCACAAGCAUUGUGUGACAGGCUUGAGGGCCUGCUCAGCCAGAUCAAGGUCCUACAGGAGCAGAAAAAUACUUCCACUGGCACUCUCAAGGAAUUGCAUUUCCCAGAUGGAAGUUCAGUACCGGACCUGCAACGCCAAGCUGAGACCCUUCAGGAAUCACUGUUGGAGCAGUGCAGGCUGAAUGCGGAGUUGCAGGAAAAGCUCAGGACUGCAGAAGAAACCAUUACGAAACUGUCUGCUCAACACACCGGUGCUACCAAAGGCCAGGAACUGAUUUGCAGCCACAAGUGUGCAAGUCCACAACAGGAGACGGUACAUGAAUAUGAAGAGGGACAGCACAGACUGGCUGCAUGUCUGGCUGAGUGUAUUGCAGCAGCAGAACAAGCUGUCGGGUCUCUUGCAGAUUACGGUUCAAGGUCCGAUCAGGUCCCACAUACUCCUGAAAUCUCGACUAACACCGAUCUUGAACAGAACUUUGACAGGCUACAGAGGGCACUUUUGGAAAGAGAUAAGUUUGGGCAUCCCGGCAGUGCAGAUAUGAGUCACAGCACUAUUGUGGGUCCACUCCAACACCAACCAGUACAGCAUGUCUUACAGAGUUCAGGUGCUGCACAACAGAAGACAAGCACCCCGAUUUCCCAAGGACAGCAGAAAAAGGGACAGGAGAAUAUAUCAGAAUCUUGGGAUCCUGAUCAUUCGGGAAGUCCAAACCUGAACCUCCACAAGAAUCUCACAUUGCUCGUCCAGAUCUUUAAACACUAUGCUCAGAAAGUUCGGGAGCUGGAGGAGGCGCUUAAAGUUGAGCAAGGACGAGGCCUUAAGGGAGGUGAUGGGCAAAAUCCUGAGGAUGUUGCCCAGUUGAGGAGCUUGCAGAGGGCCCUUAAAGAGAAGCAGAAAAUGUGUCAGAAGCUGGAGGAGAAACUGGCUACAGCUCAGUCCAUCAUUGCUCUGCAGGGCUCAUCCAAGAGGGACAAAAACUCAGAGCGACGCAAAGCACCUCACGGUGAACGGGAUGAUAAAGGCAUUCAGGUGGAUGCACAGGACCUCGGCUACGAGACAAGUGGAAGGAGUGAGACGGAGGUGGAAAGAGAGGAGGGCAGUAGUACAGAUGUAGAUGGUGUUGUUGGUUUGGACCCCGCUCUCUCUGGAUUCACCUCAGCAGACAAUCUGGACACUACAGCAUCCAGCCCGUCUUAUCCGAGCUCCCCUGAUCUUAGCUCUCCCCGGCCACACGACCCAAAAUCUGGCCCCAAAUCUGCCCACAUUGAUGAGCUCUUGCAACUCAGGGCACAAGUUGAAAGUCAACAUAAGGUCAUUGCACAUCUCCGGCGACUGCUGCCCAAGAAAUAUCCGACUUCCAAGGUUCUGAGUGUGACCUCUGGCACUGCAAGCUGUGAGGAAGAAGAGGAAAGAGCAGCAACGAAGGCUCAGAUUUCCCAUCUACCCACUGAACUGGAGAGAGAGCAUACCAUCAACAGGAGUAAUUGUAAUUCUCCAUCCAAGAUGGAGUCUCUGGUCCAGUCUCAAGCACGAGAGUUGUGUGAGUUGCGUGAACAAAUUAGAGUCUCGCGUACACUCGGUGUUCAACAGCGCAGACAGUUGCUGGAGCUUCGAGAGGCACUAGAGGAUCUGAUGCAACCCAACGAUAGGCAGAGCACCCCGUAUGCAACACUCCAGAAACACCUGGACCGGAGUCUCUGCCUAUUCGAUAAACUGGAUCAAGCAGAAAAAGACGACCGUGUAGAAAAAGACGAGCCUCUAAGCCGAGAGCUAGCUCAGAGGUUAACUACAGAGCUUCAGGAAAAGGAGAAGCUCAUUCAGCAGCUAAAGGAUCAGCUGCAUGGCAAAGUUUACAGUAUGCAUCAGGAAUUGGAAUCUGAGAUGAGUGACAGGAUGUCUAACGACAGCACUGUUUCUGUACACGACAGCCUGCACGAGUUUCACACACCCACCUCCAGGAGAGCAACUGAAGGCAUGAAGAAAUCCAGUGUCAAGUGUGUUCCUGACGCUGAACCCCGACCUUCACCUGUCUGUGUGGAAGAUGACUUGAAUAGGUCUCGUUGCGAUGAGGCAAAUCUUUUUAAUCUACAAUGUGAUAACGGCCGUCUGCAAGAACAACUGAGAAAGAGUGAAGAGCUUAAUGCCACACUGAGGAGUGAGCUUGACCUCACUCACUCCAUCCUUGCGCACACACAGAGUCAGAGCCCCACGGAAACCAAACAUGCUCACACUCAGAGCAGCUCAUUAGUUACACACUCCCAGAGCCAAGCUCCAGAUAGCCAGCAGGCUCAACAGGAAGCAGCCCAUGCAAGCAUCAGCCCAGAUUUGUUAAUGGAGCACCUCCAGGAAGUUCGAGCUCUACGUCAGCGUCUGGAGGAAACAAUACGCACUAAUGAAAGACUCCGAGAGCAGCUAGAAAGAAAACUUCAGCAGGCUGAGAGAGACCCAGCAGAUACACACAUCUUUAUUUCUGGGUCACAAGAUUCGACUAAGCUGAAUAGUGAUGUGCGUUACCUUUGGGCUCAGAACCACACACUUAAAGAACAGCUAAACCAGGCAGCCAGAGACAAACAGAAGGAGAAUGACUGUUUGAGGGAGACUUUGUCCAGACGCACUGCCAAACUUGAGCUCAGCAGAAAAGAGUGUGAAACCUUGCGUGAGGAAUGCGCACACUUGCAGAACAGCCUGUUCAGGUUGCAGUGUGAGCAAAAUCUCCAAAAGCAGCAGUUGGCAGACACACAACAGCUUCUACAAUCUGUACAAGUUGAACUUCAAGUGCACGAACAGAUCAGGAGCUCAAUACACACCCACACAGAAGAGGAGCGUGGUGGUUCUGAGUCCUCUGAAGUGGAUCUAAGGGAGUUAUUGAGUGAAGUACGAAGUCUGCGUCUGCAGCUGGAGAGAAGUAUCCAGACCAACACAGCGCUGAGACACAAACUGGAACAACAACUAGUCAGCCAACCAGAUCCUCCAUCUACUAUCAAUAUCAACUAUCUACUCUCUCAAGCAGAUGAAGGAGUUAACUCAGAGAUGCUACGCCAGCAUUCACACACAGACCUGUCUAGCGUUGCAUAUGACAGUGGAAGCUCUGAGCAAGGUGGUUCUCCGACUUUGUCCCGCCUGGUUCCCGGUCACCGACUGUGGGCAGAUCGUCACGGGCGUCAUGUUCUAGGCCUUAUAGAGGAUUACAGCGCUCUCAGCAAACAGAUCAGAGAGGCCAAGAGAAUCACUGCAGCCAUGGAUCAACAACUGCAGGACAGGUUGGUGGAAUGUGCAGGUUUUUCGGGCAGUGUGAGCACCAUGCAGCAGGUGCUGGAGGAAGCUGGGCGACUGCUAAAACUGCUCUGGCGAGUAUCACUUCCUGCAGGAGACCACACACACACACAGCAGAAUGAAGUGUUGAGGAGUGAGAUCACUCAGCUAAAAAGCAGACUGUCUCAGCAGGAGCGGAUGCUGACUGGAGCUGUCAAACGUCUGCGUUCUACCAAUCAGCUCAAAGAGGGUAUGGAGCGGAUCAUCAUUGAUCAGUUGUCCGUGACUCACAGAGUGUUAAAGAAAGCACGUGGAAACCUUGAGUCUAAGUAUUUCAAUGUUUUUGGGAUAAAAGACCUCCAAAUGGAAGGAAAUCCCACUGAAUGCGCAGUGACCAGCCAGCAAGGAGACAACCCUUCCUAACCCGCCACCUUCACCCUAUCUAUUUAUGACACUUAAACUGUCAAUCAUGUCUGUUUCCUGAAGCUAAAAUGAAAGGCCUUUUAUGGGAAUAUUUUUCUUUGAGAAAAAUAUUCAGUUUGGAAGACUGCAAAGGAACUUGCACAUUUGUACAGAGACGUUUCUCUAGUUUAAUAUUGAAUGUCUUUUAGUUUUAUAUUUAAUGCGUUUUUAAAAUGCUACUUACAUAGGACCUGCUCUUGCCCACUGCCUGUUUGCUGUAAUUUCAUAUUUUAUACUGUAUUCAUUGGAUACGUGAUCUGUUGUUCAUCUAAGAGGCCUAAAGGUUGUGGUACAAAUGCAUUAAAAAAAGCACUCAGCACUGA
Messenger RNA from Clarias gariepinus (North African catfish), 9085 nucleotides. RefSeq names its product CDK5 regulatory subunit associated protein 2 (gene cdk5rap2). The record is from RefSeq and is a predicted model, not a curated record. Gene Ontology annotation, cellular component: microtubule organizing center. The transcript has 50 exons. Lineage: Eukaryota; Metazoa; Chordata; Actinopteri; Siluriformes; Clariidae. The coding region runs from base 237 to 8723 and encodes 2828 amino acids.